GUAAAGAAGGAUAGCUGAAGGGGAUUACCGAAGUACUGGUAGAAAUUCAGCUCAUCGAGUGUCCUGUAUAUGCAACUGAUUGCAAAUGUGUUAAUUGCAAUGACAUGUGAAGCUUCCAGAUCAAGUUUUAAUUUUCAUAAUUAUUAGGAAAUAGAGUCAAAUAGUUGUUCAAUAAGUAGAUUCUUCGAAGGAGACACCAACAUGUUGGUUUGCGGUCAGGGACUCAGCCACUAUAAAUAUAUAUGAUCAGAGAAAGUUGAAUCAAAUCUCUAGCAGCCAAGUAAAGCAUUAAAGAGACUAAGAAAGAUUGCUCACAGUGCAUUUCUUCCAAUUCAUUCAAUGGCAUAUCUGUCUUCCGGAGCUUUUCAAAUAAUACAUGCUAGAAUUUCAAAGUACCAGUUGAACUUGAGGACUACUGCAGGAGUUAAGAAGAAUGAAAUGGUCAAUAAAAUUGUUGCGAAGGGAAAAUACAGUCAUUCUGGAAGUAAUGGAAUUGUUGCUAAAACAUCUAACAUGGAAAUGCGGCCAAUAUGGUACUCUGGUAUAAAUCAUAGAAUUUCAAAGCACCAGUUAAAACUUUGGACUAUUGCAGCAGUUAAGAAGGACAAAAUGGUCAAUAAAAUUGUCGAAGAGUUUAAGGGUGAAGGAGAAAAGCCACUGUCAACCAAUGCUCCACGAUCAAAGUAUGAUGUUUUUGUAAACUUUAGGGGAAAGGAUAUCCGCAAAGGCUUUCUUAGCCAUUUGAUUAAGGCUUUUCCUCGAAAGCAAAUAAGCUUCUUUGUAGACAACAAAAUUAAGAGGGGAGAUGAGUUAUCACAUUCACUUGUUGAAGCAAUUGAAGGAUCAUUCAUUUCAUUGAUCAUAUUCUCAGAAAACUACGCUUCUUCACAUUGGUGCUUAGAUGAGCUUGUGAAAAUAUUUGAGUGCAAAAAGAAAUAUGGACAGAUUGUAAUACCUGUUUUCUACAACGUAGAAACUACAGUUGUUAAGAGUCAAAAGGAGAGUUAUGAAAAAGCAUUUUCUGAGCAUAACGAAAAGUAUAGUCCGUCAAGGGUGCAGAACUGGAAACAUGCUUUGCAAAAAUCUACUAAACUGACAGGAAUUAAGUUAUCAGAUUUUCAGAAUGAAGCUGAGCUGCUUGAAGAAAUCAUCAAUGUUGUGUCGAAGAGUUUGAGUAAGCACCCAGUUAACUCAAAAGGACUUGUUGGAAUUGACAAACCAAUUGAACAUUUGGAAUCAUUGUUACGGAAAGGGUCAAAAAAGGUCCGUGUCAUUGGAAUUUGUGGUAUGGGUGGUAUUGGCAAGACAACUAUUGCAGAAGAAAUAUUUUGCCGAAAUCGGUCUAAAUAUGAUGGUGGUUGUUUUUUACCAAAGGUAAGUGAAGAGUUAACAAGACAUGGAUUGCAAUCUUUAAAAGAAAACCUUUUUUCUACAUUACUAGAAGAAGAUGUGAAAAUUGAUCCACUAAAAAGGUUGGCUAGUGAUAUUGUGAGACGGGUUGGCCGCAUGAAGGUUCUUAUUGUUCUUGAUGAUGUCAAGAAUAAAAAUCAGGUAAAGAUGUUAUUUGGAACCCUUGAUUGGUUUCGAUCAGAUAGUAGAAUAAUUAUAACAACCAAAGAUAAGCAAGUACUUAUUGCUAAUGGAGUUGAUGAUCAUGAUCUAUAUGAGGUUGGGGUAUUGAGUUUUAAUCAAGCACUUGAGCUUUUCUAUUUAAAUGCCUUCAAACAGAUUAAUCAACCUGAAAACGAGAAGUACUAUAAGCUAUCAAAGAGGUUUGUCGAUUAUGCUGGAUGCAUUCCGUUAGUUCUUGAAAUUUUGGGUAGUCAUCUUAUUGGAAAAGAUAUGGAAUUUUGGGAAAGUCAGUUAGACCAACUUAAAACAAAUCCAAUUAAAGAAGUUUAUGAUGUAAUGAUUCUCAGUUAUAAAGAUCUUGAUCGCUUAGAGCGAAAGAUUUUUUUAGAUAUUGCAUGUUUUUUCAAUGGCUUGAAAUUGAAAGUGGAUUACAUAAAACUUUUACUGAAAGAUUGUGAGAGUGAUCGUUCAGUGACUGUUGGGUUAGAAAGGUUGAAAGAUAAAGCUCUUGUAACUAUUUCUGAAGAUAAUGUUGUUUCUAUGCAUGACACCAUACAAGAAAUGGCCCGAGAAGUUGUUCGUCGAGCAUCUAGUAAAGACCCUAGAAAACGCAGUCGAUUAUGGGAUCAAGAUGAAAUUUGUGAUGUAUUGAAAAAUGAAAAGGGUACUGAAGCAGUUAGAAGCAUAAGUUUAGACUUGUCAGCAAUUAAGAAGCUGGAAUUAAGCCCUCGUGUAUUUGCUAAGAUGACCAACCUGCAAUUUUUGGAUUUUCAUGGUAGACACGAUCAAGACUGUUUGGAUCUUCUUCCUCAAGGGCUUCAAUCUUUUCCAAGUGAUCUAAGAUAUCUUCAUUGGAUGCAUUACCCUCUAAAAUCAUUCCCUGAGAAGUUUUCUGCUAAGAAUCUUGUUAUAUUAGACUUGUCAUAUAGCCGUGUGGAAGAGCUUUGGUAUGGAAUUAAGAGUCUGGUUAAUUUAAAAGAAGUUAUACUCUAUAGAUCCAAAGUACUAAAGGAGCUACCAGACUUUUCAAAAGCUCCACAUCUUGAAGUAUUGGAUAUCAGUCGUUGUUAUAAUUUGAAAAGCAUCCAUCCAACUAUUUUCUCUCUUGAAAACCUAGUCAGAUUGAAUCUAGAAUUUUGUUCUUCCCUUACCAAAUUCGAAAGUGAUACUCGUUUAAGCUCCCUCCGUUGUCUCAACCUUGGAUAUUGCAAAAAACUGAGGACAUUCUCGGUGACAACAAAUAGUUUGAUAGAAUUGGACCUAACUGGCAUUCGCAUCAAUGCACUUCCAUCAUCUUUUGGAUGUCUAAGCAAGCUAGAAAUGCUGGCCUUAGGAGAGAGUAAAAUUGAGAGCAUACCUUCAAGCAUAAAAAAUCUUACAAGACUACGUAAACUAGACCUGAGACUUUGCUCUGAGGUUCUGGCUUUACCAGCGCUUCCUUCAUCACUUGAAACUCUAAUUGCUGAAGGUGAAUCGCUGAAGACUGUAUUGUUCCCUUCAACAGCUUCUGAACAAUUCAAGGAAAACAAGAAAGGGGUUGAGUUCUGGAAUUGCUCGAACUUGGAUAAGCGUUCUCUCAUAAAUAUUGGGUUGAAUGUUCAAAUCAAUAUAGUGAAGUUUGCAUAUCAACAUUUAUCCACACUGGAACAUGAUGAUUAUGUCGAAAGCUAUGAUGAUUACAAAUAUGAAUCUCCUUAUCAAGCUGUGUAUGUGUAUCCUGGAAGUAGUGUUCCAAAGUGGUUGUCGUACAAGACAACAAAGGAUGAAAUGAUUGUUGAUAUCUCUCCGCCACAUUUCUCCCCUUUAUUAGGCUUUGUUUUUUGCUUCAUUCUUGCUGAGGACUCCCAAUAUUGUGAUCUUAUGGAAUUUAACAUCACUGUAUUUGAUGGUGAGGGCGAUGGUGAAAAGGAUGAUAUCGAUAUCUACAUGUAUAGGACAUGUUGCUAUACUGCAUUAGAUCAUGUGUGCAUGAUAUACGACCAACCAUGUUCUCAGUACCUAACCAGCAUAGCGAAAAAUCAGACAAAGUUUAAAAUCAAGGUUACAGCAAGGACAGUAUCCAAUAAAUAUAGGGAAGGACCAGAGGUGAAGCUAAAAGGGUUUGGCAUCAGCCCGGUAAAUCAAGCAAUAUAUCAAAAUCUCAUUCACGAAAUGGAAUUGUUUGAUUAUAUUAACAUAUGGAAGAGGACUGUGCUUAGUAUCAUCCUGUGUAUUUUCUUCCUGCAGCUGAAGAUUAAGAUGAAGAAGUUGAUUUACACACAAAUCUAUAGUCUAAUUGGUUGCAGCAUUUCCAAAUCUGAGGUAGCUAAAGAAGUGUACGAUAAGGGGAUUGCAGAAGUACAGGUUGAAAAUGAAGCUAUAGGACAAGUACUUCAGAAGUAAUUGGAAGCUGUAGAUUAUCUCUAGUUUUCUUGUUUAACUGCAAAGUUCUAUGAUUGAUUUCUCAUUGUAACACAUGAAAGUGUAAUUUCAUGUUAUGUAACAAAAAAUAAGAUUUAUUGAAUUUGUCAUAAGUAGAUUCUUUGAAGACAUACCAACAUGUUGGUAUGUGGAAAGGGACACUUUAAGUUGUUAGGGAUUUGAUUUCUAGCUAUUGUGCACAGAGAAAGGAAACUCACCUUUUUUCCCAA
Molecule: messenger RNA, 4202 nt
Organism: Trifolium pratense (red clover)
Lineage: Eukaryota; Viridiplantae; Streptophyta; Magnoliopsida; Fabales; Fabaceae
Product: putative disease resistance protein At4g11170
Exons: 12
Coding region: 340-3954 (1204 amino acids)
Biological process (GO): defense response; signal transduction
Molecular function (GO): ADP binding
Source: RefSeq, a predicted model, not a curated record